AUGUUUGAGAAAUCGUUCAACAUGCCUUUGUCAACAUUGACCAUUCCAUCACAUGUGUCAAAGUUGGACUUUACUCACUCAAGUUAUGACUUGCCAAUCCAACCAGGUGACAUACCAGAUAACAUAACAGAUAUCAAUCUAAACGGCGUGUACAACCAACCAUUUCAGCCUGGAUCCUUGCCACCCUCAACCAGGAUAUUGAUUCUCGGUGUAUACAAUCAUCCAUUGACACCCGGCACCUUGCCUGCAGCAUUGGAGGAGCUCUGGCUAGGCUCUGACAUGGACUCUGGUGAACAGAUCAUCUCUGGUGCACUACCAUCAUCGAUCAAGUCUAUAGGCGGGUGUUACAGACAUCCCCUGCAUCCAGGUGAUCUUCCACCAAACUUAGAGAGUCUCAAUAUGGACUUUUUUGAACAUCCGAUCUUGCCUGGCGUGCUGCCUGCCUCAUUGACCAGUCUCGAGUUUCAUGGAUACAGUCAUGCAAUCGAACCAGGUAUGCUCCCUCCAAACUUAAAGACACUCAUCACUAAAGAUGAAUUCACGUUGCAAGUUGGUGCUCUGCCCAAGACAUUGACCAGCCUUACCCUUGGCAUGUAUUUCAAUCAAGAGAUAAUGUGUGACGUACUUCCAACAGGCCUGCUAUCAUUGGACCUUGGAGGAUACUACAAUCAUCAGUUGAAGCCAAACAUUCUACCAAACACACUCACAUCAUUGACGCUCAGCAUAUUCCACAAUCAACCUAUUAUCAAUGGUUCAUUGCCCCAAUCACUUCGAUCAUUCUCAUGUCUCAACAAUCAACAAUUACAAGAGAUCAAUGCGCCAUCAUGCUUUGAACACUGCUACAACCUGGAGAGUGUGACCUUCACCAAUGGUAGCAGGACAAAGGAGAUUUGUGAUCUACCAAUUAAUGAUCUCUUCUUCCAUGGACGCCUCAAAUCAUUCGCCUUUCUACUCUACAUCUUCCACCUCAUCUACCUACCAAAGACCAUCGAACAAUAUGCAAACUCGAACAUACCCAAUCUCAAACUAAACUUCCAUGAAAUGGAGGGAGUAAUUCGAAAGUUGGAUACACAUCACUAUUUGAUCAAGGAUCUUAUAGAUAACUUAUUAUUAAAAAAUCACAUGUCAUUCAGAUAA
This is a messenger RNA of Acytostelium subglobosum LB1, 1137 nucleotides long. RefSeq lists its product as hypothetical. The coding region runs from base 1 to 1137 and encodes 378 amino acids. The transcript has 2 exons. The record is from RefSeq and is a predicted model, not a curated record. Lineage: Eukaryota; Evosea; Eumycetozoa; Acytosteliales; Acytosteliaceae.